CUCUGUGUCUGAUCAUUGUCUCUACCUGUAUAAAUUUUUUUUGGUUGGAAGAAAAUGGAAGAUACCCAUUUGUCCGAUAUCCAAAUGUUAAUUAUUUCUAGUUAUUUGAACAUUUCGCAGUGUUAAAAUCUAUAAAAACUAACCAAGCUAAUUAUUUUUAGGCAUGGAAGACAUAAUAAAAUAGUGAAACAUGGAUGGAGAAUUUUCCCUCCACUGGGAGGAUGAAGUGGUGAAGGAAGAAGCGGUAGUUGAAACUGAGCAAGUAAUUCUCGGUGAUAUCUCAGAUACUCAGUAUACAACAAUGACAUCAGAGGAAAUGAUUGAGCACACAGAUCAAAUGGCAGCAGAGAAUCUUAUGUACUUAUCCCAGGACAUAGUAAACUACACGGAGGCCGCUGAAAUUGAUCCCAGUGUCGAGUGUGUCACAGAAGAGGUUGUAACUGACGACUGGGUCAUAUCUGGAGGGCAGGAAAGAGUGGAAGUCCCAUUGGAGCAUUUGGUCAAUCCUGUUUCUAAUGCAAAUGAAGAAAAUAACAUUGAUGAUGUUCCUCUACCAACUGAUCAGGACGAGUACACAGCAAUGCGACCCUGGCCUUGCGAUUUCUGUUCGAGAAGGUUCCGCAAGAAGGCGGCCCUCAUGAACCACAUGGUGGCCCAUCAGAACGAUCGGCCGCACGCGUGCAAUCUUUGCGGAGUGCGGUACGUGCGCAAGUGCGAUCUCAUGAACCAUCUGAAGGUGCACGCCUUCGUUCCUGAUUCCCACGAUCCUGUUGAUUAUGAACAAUUGUUAGAGGAAGAGAGAGUUAUUAAACCAAAGAAAAAAAGGGGACGGCGGAAAAAGAAUCCAGAACCAGUUGAGAACGGUGUGUGGGAGAAUAUGACGUCGGCUCGGACGCAGCAGUGGUCGCGGCGUCGCUCCGGCGCCCGACCCGCGGCCGCGUCCCCGCCGCCGCCCCCCGCGCCCGCCUCGCCCCCCACGCCGCCCACGCCCCCGCCACCCGCCGACCCUUCGCGGCCUUUCGUCUGUGGACAUUGCGGUGUUGGAUUCGCGAGGGAGAAGGCGCUGCAGUCGCAUUCGCGGAUCCACGGCGGUGACUCCCCCAUAGAGUGCGGCGAAUGCGGCGAGCUGUGCUGGUCGCGCGACGGGCUCGCGUCGCACGCGGCGCUGCGGCACCCGCACCUGCCGCCGCGCUCGCAGCCCGCCCCCGCCUACGGGGACUCCGACUCAGAUGACGACAUGGAUUACCAGCUGUCUCCCGUGGAACAGCAGAGCUCUGGAGAGCGACCGGUGAUAGAGAACGUGCGAGGACCUUCGCUGUUCUGUCAGCACUGCGGAGUCGCCUUCCAGAGGGCAGACCUUCUGAGGAGACACGUGGCUGCUGCUCAUAGUUACAAGCGGCACGACAGCACGAGCAGCACGUGGGGCGAGCACACGUGCGACGUGUGCGGGGAGACGUGCUCCGACGCGCUCCAGCUGCUCGCGCACGCCGAGCUGCACACGUCCCGCCCGCGCGCCCCGCCCUCCGCCAGAUUGAAAAAGGUGUCUCGAGGACGAAAUAACAGCGUGUCGUCAAGCAGCUCGCGGCAGUUUCCGUGCAAGGAAUGCGGCAAAGUGUUUGGAUCCCGAAGUUCUCAACAGAUUCAUGUCCGGAUACACACGGGCGAGCGGCCGUACGCGUGCCGCUUCUGCUGGAAAGCCUUCGCGGACGGCGGCACGCUGCGGAAGCACGAACGCAUACACACUGGGGAGAAGCCGUACGCGUGCGCGGUGUGCCCGCGCGCCUUCAACCAGCGCGUGGUGCUGCGCGAGCACGUGCGCUCGCACCACUCCGCGCCCGACCGCCGCAACGGUUGUCCAACGUAUUCGUGCGUAGUGUGCGAACAGACACUACUGACGAGUGCAGAUCUAGUACAACAUUUGAUACAGCAUUGUGACGUCAACACCGCUCUCAAGAGACAACCGCAGGCCGGUCCUCGCAAAUACAAGCGGCGGCGGAAAGUGAAGGCGGAGCGGUGGUCGCGGUCGCGGUCCCCCACGCCCGUGUCGUCCCCGGCCGCGUCCCCCGCCCGCUCCCCCGCCGGCUCCCCCGCGCGCUCCCCCGCCGCGUCCCCCGCCGGCUCGCCCGCCGCGUCCCCGCCGCGACGCCGCCGCCGCCCCCGCGCGCCCCCGCCGAGGCCUAAAAUGAUACACACGGAGGAAACUACCAGGCCGAGGACUAAGCAAGUGCGACCUCAGGUCCGAUCACGUCGACCGCCGCGGCACCCGGCAGACGAUCUGCGAGCGAUCCGCACGCAACCACUCCGCCGCCGCUCCCCCACGCGAUCCCCAACUCGUUCCCCCUCCUACUCCCGCUCACCCGAACAAAAAAUAACACCUAAAACAGAACCACCGAACGUGGCGGACUACCACGUGAAAAGAGAACGAACCCCCUCCCCCCACAGCGAUCCCGACGGACCGUACAAGUGCGAGAUGUGCUCCCUAGAGUUCCCGAGGCGUGACGCGUUACUACUCCACGUGCCAGUCCACAUUUGACAGCCGCCCGGUGCGGACGCAAAUAAAGCAACCGCGACCAAACGACGAAAAACGAAACGUUAAUAGUUAUAGUAGCCAUACGCGUUUCGAUAUACAAUUCGGUAAAUAUAUAAGUUUAUAAACGCGAUAUGUACGUGCGAUACGAAGGUUUUAUACUUUUCUGUGUGGCUAUUAAUUGCUCAGAUUUUUACUAUAAAGAAAAGGUUAACGCAAAGUUAUGUCAUUAUGUUAUACGUAGGUACAAGUAAAAAUUCGCACAUGAAUAUCUAUCGUUUCGCGUAUGGCAAACAUAAAAACGUUUUAUGCCGCGUAACAAACUAUUUGUUGAAUAGUCCGAUUAUGAAUUUAUUGAUGUAAGACUUUAGUAUAGUUGUAUAAGAUGAGCCCAAUUCCUGGUGAUAUGUAUGAGUUCAAAUUGUUACGAGGUAGAAGAAGAGGUAGAAGAAUCUCUAUCAAUCGUGGAAAUUGGCAAGUAGGGAAUGUAAUUUAAAUUUAGAAAAGUGUAUGUCUAUCAGACUUAUACUGAUGUAUGGAGAAGAAGCCAAAGCUUCUUUGGUCAAAUCCUGUUAAUAAUUUAAUGGAUCAUACCUCUGAAGGGGACACUAAAUAAAGGCCUGAUAAUGUAAAUAAUUGAAUAUAGAGCUGACUUGCUAAAAAGUUUAUGGAAAUGCUUACAGUUAUGUAGAAAUGUAGAUAGCCAGUUAUGGAAGUGUUUAACUGUAUAUAAAACUAUUGAUUAGAUGUGUGUGCGUUUGUAAUGUUGAGCCUUGUAUACAAUUUCUGCAUUUGUGAUAGUUGUAUGAUUUAUUUAUAUGAAUAAAAUGAUGGAGGCUAAGAAAACUUUGUGCUGUAUAUGGCUAAAAUAUUUUGUACUUGUGGUUCUCCUCUGUGUUUUCUUUUUCUAUCACUUUUUAUUACACGAUACUUUCAAACCAUAAGGGCGGUCAUUUUAUUGUUAUUUAUUAGUUGAGACACGCUAAUUAACCAAAUAAUCAGAAGUCCCAUGCCACCACUAUGUACAGUCUUGAAUGUAUUGUUUGUGUCUCAUCACUAAGACUUGAGUAUGAUUGUAUCUUAAUUUUACUAAUUGACUGAGUUAUCGGUUAGUAUUCUGUAUUUUAGUAGCAUAUUAUAUGUAAAUGAUGUGUAUUUAGUAAUGUAUAUUCGAGGUUCCACACACUUCGCGCCUUGUAAAUACGUCGUUCGACAUCUAGACGCGGCUCAUGCUAAAAACAUUCAUUCAUAUAAUCACGUCUAUAUCCCUUGCGGGUUAGAUAUAACUAGCUGUCAUGAAAGACUGACAGGCCACGUUCAGCUGAUCGGCUUAAUGAUAGAAACAAAAAAUAUCUAUUUCGAAAAAUGUCCCCUGGUCGCAAAAUGAGUCUUACGCAAAAUAUGCGCCAGGGACUUGGAAUAAAAUUUUAUAUAAUUCAUUUAUUAUUAUAGUAGGUACCUAGUAUUAGCUAGCCAUUAUUUAGAACACUAUAAUUAAAUUUUAUUAACAUAAAUAAUAAUGCUGUUAAAAUAAAAUAACAAUAGGCAAUGAUGUUUCUGGAGCGUCAUUUUGCGUAAGAGACAUUUUGCGAAAAAUACAUUCUGCGAAACAGACAUUUUGAGCAUGAGCCAUUGACGCAAAGUAUGUCUGCGAUCCAAAAAACAUCAUAUACCAACAACCUUUUUUGUUGCGCCUACUACUACUUAAAUACUAACCAUACAAGGGUACGUGCGACGCUGUGAAUGCUACUAACUUCUUGUUGAAUGGCGAAAAGAGUAAGACGAAAAGUGUAAGUGGACCCUUAUUGUUUAUAAUUUUUCUUGGUUUUGUAAAAAUGCUAUUCUGAAGUCCUUUCUCACGAGAAGAAUCAGUGGGAAUUACUGAUAGGGGAUUAGACGGGGUCACUGUUUAUGCGUAUAUGUAUUGUUAUAAAAUUAUUUUAAAGUAUCAUAUAAAUAUGUUAAAAAUUGAUCCAGUUUCAGAAAUAAGGUUCUUCAACCUGUUUAAGUAAAUUAUAAAUCGUCAAGAAUGUAUUAUGCCCUUAACAUAUUAUUUAGCAGGCUGUGUUGUAAUAAAAAUGUAUGUUUAAUCACAAUAAUAUGAGGUUUGUUUGGGUUCUGAAUGAAUUCUCAAAAGCAUAUUUAUCUGAAAAAUAAACAUUCCUAAAAUAAUGUAAUAACGGCCUCUUUGGCGUAGCGGUAGCGAGCCUGUGACGUAUGUCCGAGUUCGAAUCCCGCCCAGCGGGACUAGCAUGGUACGCGUACCAAAGUUUAUCGCGCGAUAAACUUUGGUACGCGUACCGUACCAAGCUAUUUCGCUUCUGAAUAUGAUGUGAACGAUACAGCGGUAAUUCAUCUCGCGGUAUAAAAAUACGACGUCAACGCGUGCCAUACUAGCCCCGCAGAAAAUGAAGAAAAUAUUUUUUAUUUUCAAAUAUCUAAUAUCGUCACAGUAUAAUAAAUAGUACUAUAGGUAUCGUUAAAUUAGAAGGUAUCCCGGAACACAAGUCUCAUGCUUUGGAACUAAUGCAAUCCAUCGCAAGGACGUAAUUUAUUACUUUCCAAAUAUUGUAUGUAGCAUGUUCUAACAAGAUACUUGCCAUGGAGUUUCAUACAGAAGUGUAAGCUUUUAUAAUUUUUUAGAUAUUUUAUUAAUCUACUUUAAUCGGGUAAUUUUAAUCUUGUUUGCAAGUGGUAAGGGCUUCCAGAAAAUAAAAUAAUAAUAUAUUUUACUUCUGUAAAAUUUUAUUUUGCAUUGUAUGGUCAAACUGUAAGUACACAUCACCAACAGCUAUGUAAAUAUUAUCGUAUUUUAAUAAAAGCAGUUCCAGA
Amyelois transitella is the source of this 5359-nucleotide messenger RNA. Its product is annotated as zinc finger protein 497. The transcript is spliced from 17 exons. Gene Ontology annotation, molecular function: RNA polymerase II transcription regulatory region sequence-specific DNA binding; DNA-binding transcription factor activity, RNA polymerase II-specific. NCBI's taxonomy places the organism in Eukaryota, Metazoa, Arthropoda, Insecta, Lepidoptera, Pyralidae. Gene Ontology annotation, biological process: regulation of transcription by RNA polymerase II. The coding region runs from base 191 to 2533 and encodes 780 amino acids. The record is from RefSeq and is a predicted model, not a curated record. Gene Ontology annotation, cellular component: nucleus.